AUCUCUCUAUGCUGCUACUUCCUGCUUGGACUUCGGUAGAGCAACUCUGGUGCUGCUGUUACAGGACGAGAGCAAUGGCUGGAGGGCCUAUAGACUUCUGGAAUGCGUGGGCGGUCCAGAGCCUGGUGCUGACGAGCCUGACUCUGCAGGUUGCCCUCGUCCUGUUAGCGGGGAUCCGGCGGCGUGGCACAUCCUGGCGUACGUUCAGGUUCAUGCUCUGGCUGGCGUACCAGCUCGCCGACGCCACCGCGAUAUAUGCUCUCGGCCACCUCUCAUUCGACGGUGCCACACCCCGCGAGCAUCGCCUGGUUGCGUUCUGGGCGCCGUUUCUCUUGCUGCACCUUGGCGGCCCGGACAACAUCACCGCCUACUCGCUCGAAGACAACAUGUUGUGGCUGCGACACCUACUUAAUCUCGGUUUGCAGGUGCUGGGAGCUUCCUACGUCCUCUACAAGCAUUACAUCGGCACUCAAGACAUGCUCCUUCUCGCCGCCAUCUUGAUGUUCGUCGUCGGUGUUGUCAAAUAUGGCGAGAGGACAUGGGCGCUCAGGUGCGGCAACAUGGACAUCAUCCGGGGCUCCCUCAAGAAGAAACCACCUUCCAGAUGUGACCUUCUUUACCUUGAGUAUGAGCUCCCACAAGGUGGAUGCAAGGGUAGUGUCGAUGAAGAAGAAUUCCUCAUGCGGCAUGCUCAUUCCCUGUUUCAGUUCUGCAAGCGCGCAAUAGUUGAAUCGUCAGAGGACAGGGACCCGGCCAACCCUGAAAUCAAAGUUCUUCACCACCUCACACAUGAACAGUGGUAUGUGGUGAUGGAGUUGGAGCUGUCACUGCUCUACGACAUCCUGUACACAAAGGCAGGCGUGGUGCACACCUCAUUUGGUUACUGUGUCUGUAUUGCCUCACCAGCCGCUGCUGCAGCAGCGCUGUUGUUCUUCCAGUUCAGUGGCAAAGAUGGUAACAGCAGAGUAGAUGUUGCUAUCACCUACAUCUUACUGGGUGGUGCGUUACUCCUGGAGAUAAGAUCCCUGCUGAGUGCACUUGGGUCUAGUUGGACACUCCCCUUCCUGUGUGCCACAAGAUGGAAUUUCCUGAAACAUGCAUUUCUCUGCAGGGGGAGAUGGGAUCGGCUUCGCCGUUGGAUAGUAUCUCUUCACCGGCUCAUAAAGGUCAUGAGAGUUAGUGGGUGCUUGAGGCCGGCAAGGAGGUGGUCAGGUACUGUGGGGCAAUAUAACAUGUUGCAUUUGUGCAGCCGUCCCAGCAAAAGGAACAGUCCUCUGCCCGGUAGAUUUGCCAUGAUGCUGGGAUUCGAGGAGUGGUGGAACAGGGAGCAUCACUCACAGACCGCCAGGAUUUCAGAGUACCUGAAGGAGAAAUUGAGGCACUACAUUCAUAAAUUAGUCAGGAAUGGCGAAGUGAGCACCCAAGGCAUUGUCAGGAAAAAAUGGGGUGAGUAUGCAAUCCAGUCGAAAUGUAGGAAGCUGUACAAAAAGCUCACAGGCAACCUGCUAGGCGUUGAGUUCCAAGAGGGCAUCAUUAUCUGGCACAUCGCCACCGACCUCUACCUCCUCGACCACAAGCACACUGGGAUGGAAACCAUGGCAAUGUAUGAGUCGGUGAGGGUGUUGUCCAACUACAUGAUGUUCCUCCUGGUGGAACGUCCCUACAUGUUACCAGGCCUUGCCCAGAGCAGAUUGUACCGGCGGACCUGUGAGAAUCUAGUCAAAAUAUGGGGCCAAGAAGGCCAAACGCACCCAGCCCCCAGCUGGCGCGACAUGUUCCGCCUUCGUGAUGGGCCCAAUUCCCGCUCUAGUCUCCAACGGAGAAAGAAGCUCGCCGACAUGGUACAAGAAAAGAAACCAAAAGCCGGCCCUGAAACCCCCCGUCUCAGUUACGCAAUCGACGUAGCCAAAGAACUGGCCAGUAACGACGAGAACGUAGACCGUGAGUCCAACUCAUUGCAGGUGCUCCUCUUCGUGUGGAUGGAUUUCCUGGUCCACGCGGCAAACAGGUGUAGCAGGGAGUCCCAUGCCAAGAAGCUUAGCAGUGGAGGUGAGUUCACAACCGUCCUCUGGCUUCUCAUCGAGCACCUCCACCAACUAGUCGAGCCUAAACCACCGGAGGACGGCGAUGAAAGGAAGGGCACCCAGCGCGCACCCGUGUAACAAAUAGUUGUAAGAAUGUAAUGUGUCCCUGGACAAAAAAAGGGUUUCCUCUUAAUCAAAUAGCUCACAGGCUAUAUAUUAUGUACUGUAUAGGAGUUAGGACGUCUUGCACACGGCGACCCCUGAUGCGUGCUAUCUCGCCAUUCAUUUUAACUGUUGGGA
Triticum urartu is the source of this 2324-nucleotide messenger RNA. RefSeq lists its product as uncharacterized. Lineage: Eukaryota; Viridiplantae; Streptophyta; Magnoliopsida; Poales; Poaceae. The record is from RefSeq and is a predicted model, not a curated record.